CAAUCACAGAACCUUUCUCGUCAGCUCACCGGUGGUUCGUACGCGGUUUAGUUUUACCAACUGACUACAGUUUGUCCAACCUGUUUGUCACUUUACACUCAUUAUGGCCACGCGAGUCCGCCCGAGUAGUAAACGGUGUGCAGUCAUCGGAGGGUCAGGUUUCCUGGGCAGACACCUGGUGGAGAAGCUUCUGGAGCGAGGUUGCUCUGUGUCCGUGUUUGACAUACGUCAGAGCUACGAGCUGCCAGGGGUCUCCUUCCACCAGGGAGACCUCUGCGACAAACAGGCUCUGCUGCCAGCUUUGAAGGAUGUGUCCUUGGUCUUCCACUGUGCCUCCCCAGCCCCUGCCAGUGAUGACCGUGGGCUGUUUGAGAGGGUCAAUAUUCAGGGCACACGCAUCGUCAUUCAGGCCUGCAUCGAGGCUGGAGUUCAGAAAUUGGUCCUGACGAGUAGUGCCAGUGUGGUGUUUGAAGGGACUGACAUUAAGAACGGGAGAGAGGAUCUGCCAUACGCCACGAAGCCCAUCGACUAUUACACAGAGACCAAGAUUGAGCAAGAGAAGCUGGUCCUUGAGGCCUGUGACAAAGAGAAAGGUUUCCUCACAGUUGCAAUCCGGCCUCAUGGCAUCUUUGGCCCUCGGGACCCACAGCUGGUUCCUAUCCUGGUGGACACAGCUCGCAGGGGGAAAAUGAAGUUCAUCAUUGGUGAUGGGACCAAUCUGGUAGAUUUCACCUUUGUUGAGAAUGUGGUUCAUGGGCACAUCCUAGCAGCUGAACGCCUCAGACCGGACUCCCCAAUUUGUGGAAGGCCCUACCACAUUACAAAUGACGAGCCAGUCAGAUUCUGGGACUUCAUGUCAGAGGUGUUGGUUGGUCUCGGAUAUGCUGCUCCCCGUUACCACCUCCCCUACUAUCUUGUGUAUGGAAUAGCCCUGCUACUCUGGCUGCUCGCUCUGAUCCUGCGACCUUUAGUGUCCUUCAAACCCACUUUUACACCCAUGAGAGUGGCCCUGGCUGGAACCCACCACUACUAUAGCUGUGACUGCGCCAAGCAAGAUCUGGGCUACCAACCAGUAGUCAGUCUGAAGGAAGGGAUCGCACGCACAGUGGAGAGCUACCCCCAUCUCAGACAGGGGGCUUGACUGGAGGCAAAGACUGUGGGCAUCAGUGCAGGAUGAUCAUGUCAAACUGAAUGGACAAUUUGAAAUGAGGGAACAAAUGACUUUACUGAAUCGCCACAUUGUAUUUUGUUUUUGUGCCUUUUCAACAGUUAUGCACUUUUUUAACCAGCAGAUGGCAGCAUGCCAUAUUUCUUUACGUCAACACACUACAGUCCGUUAAUGUAGAGGAUGUUAAGCACUUGGUGAAAGUACUGAAAUAUUCUGAUCUGACUCUGUGAAAACUACAAACAUGUACAAAUAUUUCUCUACCAUUCUUGUGUGUUUAAUCUAUGUGCUGCACACCUUAAUGCAAUCUGCAAAGAAAGGCUAUUCUGCGCUUUUUUUUUAACAUACCACCGGCAGAUCUACUUCCAUAAACUCAUUGGUUUAAAUCUCUUUUACUCAUAUGGGGUGCAGCAUCCAUGUUUCUUAAUUUAAUUGAGAAGCUUCCAGCGAGUGGAAGUAGCAGUCAAAGGCAGAAUAUUUUUCCCAUGGUACAGAGCAGGGGUCAUCAACCAAAUUCGUACAAGGGCAAGAUUUUGAUUUGGCAGACGCUGUGGGGGCCAGUCUUUCAAAUGAACCAAAUUAAACAAGUAUCUUGAUCUAAUUAACAUAUUGUGUUGGUAUUUGAAUUUCCUUCAAUUUCUAGGCAUAAACAAUGGCAUAAGGCCCUACCCUCCUAUAGCACAGCAAGCCACAAGGAAGUGUUUGAAAUUUAGCUCUGUCCUGAUUGGUGAGACACAUAUGCAGGAAAUGGCUACUUUCUUUUAAAUCUCAGGCAGAGAGAACUGCACCCCCCUAGAAGCCUGAAAUGGCAGGUUAACAAAAACAAAACAAAAAACAGGACUUGGCUGAUAAGUAUGUGUUUAUCAGUAUCAUAACUACUAAUAAUGGCUGUCAGGGGGGAAGGGGGUUCUGUAGAAAUGGGUCAAACAUCAGUCAUUCCUGAUUGAACUGUGUCAAUAUUGAUCAUUUUUGGGGUUGAUAUAAUAGCUGUAUGGACAUAAAGCCAAAGAUGCCCUUAAAUUAUAGGCUGAAUUUAAUCAUCUUAUUUAUAGCCCAUGGGCCACUGGUUGAUGAUCACUGGUAGAGUACAAUUUUGGCAAGUCUGGCCACUAGACUAUGCUUACUGUACAUGGGAACUGUUUUUGGUGGCUAAAACUGACCCGUCCUAUUCUGACCACUUACUGUAUAUUCAUGUAGACAACAUGUUUCUGUCUCAUUCUGUUUUGGAAGAGUAAAGCCAAAAUACCCUCAUAUCAUCGACAAAGCUGUUGAUCGUCACGUUACAUCUGCUCUUUUUUUUUUUCAUCAAAUAACUGAUUAAAAUAACACUCGUGGACACUUGGA
Molecule: messenger RNA, 2509 nt
Organism: Cheilinus undulatus (humphead wrasse)
Lineage: Eukaryota; Metazoa; Chordata; Actinopteri; Labriformes; Labridae
Gene: nsdhl
Product: NAD(P) dependent steroid dehydrogenase-like
Exons: 8
Coding region: 104-1141 (345 amino acids)
Biological process (GO): steroid biosynthetic process
Molecular function (GO): 3-beta-hydroxy-Delta5-steroid dehydrogenase (NAD+) activity
Source: RefSeq, a predicted model, not a curated record